Oryza sativa Japonica Group (Japanese rice) is the source of this 1465-nucleotide messenger RNA. RefSeq lists its product as uncharacterized. The record is from RefSeq and is a predicted model, not a curated record. Lineage: Eukaryota; Viridiplantae; Streptophyta; Magnoliopsida; Poales; Poaceae.
GAUGCGAUACCGCCAUAAUCGACUACAGUCUACAAAUUUAGGCCAAUUUCAAAAUUUGUGUGGAGUAUAAAUUACAACGAAUUUUCUGCAUUUGCUCUUGUUUGUUCGUACGGAUAGAUACUACUAGUCCGUCAAUUGCCAAUAGGCAGGGAGAAAGGAAAAAAAAAACAAAAAAGGAAAAAAGAGCUUUGAGUUGACUGACAUGGCCGUGCUCUCCUCUUCCUCCCAUGGCCUCCUCCACCCACCGCUCCGUCUCCUCGCCGCCGCCUCCGCCAGUAGCGGCAGCAGCUACUCGAUUCCCCAUGCGCGCCUCCGCCUCGCCGUCACUACUCCGUCGAGGCUACCUUCCCCCAUCUCAUCCUCGCCCGACCCACCGCCCGACGUCGCCCACGACGAAGACGAACAGGAAGGUCAGCACCACAAGGAGGAGCGGGACGAGCGGUACGGGUUCGAGAUCCAGGUGCGCAAGCUGCCCAAGCGCAACCGCCGCCUCGUCCGCGCCCGGGUCCGCGUCGACGCCCCGCUCGACGCCGUCUGGGCCACGCUCACCGACUACGAGGGCCUCGCCGGCUUCAUCCCCGGCCUCUCCGAGUGCCGCCUCCUCGACCAGUCCGACUGCUUCGCCCGCCUCUACCAGGUGGGUGAGCAGGAUCUCGCGCUGGGUUUCAAGUUCAACGCCAGGGGCACCAUCGACUGCUACGAGGGCGAAUUGCAGCUGCUGCCCGCCGGAGCGCGGAGGAGGGAGAUCGCCUUCAACAUGAUCGACGGCGACUUCAAGGUCUUCGAGGGCAACUGGUCCGUCCAGGAGGAGGUUGAUGGUGGGGAAAUAUCAGCGGAUCAGGAAUUUCAGACUAUACUUUCUUAUGUGGUGGAACUGGAGCCGAAGCUCUGGGUUCCAGUGAGGCUACUGGAAGGGAGGAUUUGUAAUGAGAUCAAGACCAACCUUUUUUCAAUCAGAGAAGAAGCUCAGAGGAUCCAGAGAUUGCAAGAUAAGAGAAAUCCAUGCUGAAGUUUGGCAGUAUGUUUUCAGUGAUUGGUCAUCUCUUAAGGCUUCAUCCCAAUAUUACACGUCCUUGAUUCUCAAGAAUACACUUCAGAAAGUCUUGCAGGGGGAAAAUGGGCGAAGAAAGAUGAUGACGCGCUUCAUGAUGUUAGUGGAACACCCAAAAUUAUGACUUAGGUCACUGGGCAUGUCUUGUGACAAUUGGAUUGGUUGAUCUUUCUCAAUAGAAGAGAGGAAAAGGCAAAUGGAUUAUUUGGAAUUCGGACAGCUUUGGACGUGCCUGACAGGCAAAUGGAUAGAGGGUCCCAAAACCUAAUCUUGCUUGUAUAUCUAGGAUUACCUUUUUGCCACUCAAUGGAGAAAUGAUUAACGUUUCGUGAUUAACUACACGAUGUUGACAUAUAUUGCAAUUUUAUUUGUAACCAAUCCUAGGCAGAAAGCUGCUGAAUUGGUACUCACUUA